AUGUCGUUUAAGGCUGUGUUCCGAAAUUCACUGCCAAAAAAUCCUAUUUACUCUGGAUACGAAUCGAGAAUUUCAAUAUUACCGCGCGAUAGCUAUAGUAACAACCUAACGUAUCGAACAAACCGCGUGUAUACUUUGGUCAGAUUCGUUACUCACGAUUAUAUUAGUCGUGCGAAAAAUAUUGAAAUGUCUGAAGAAAAACAAAUUAAGGAGAGUAAAAAAGUGACUGUGUGUGAGAUUCCUGUAAAAUGUGAUAACUUUAAAAGCGAAGUGGCUGUUGAUAAUAUUCGCAAAGAAGUAAACUUUCUCGAAAGCAUGUCGCAACAAUCUUGGCCGCACAAGUACAAAUAUCUAACUGGGCAAUUUUUUAGCGAGGUGUUAGCGGUAGAAUGCAAAAGAGUGGGAUUUCCGGUGGAUACUUUUGAACGUGACCUGCCGGAAGACACGAUCGAACGUUCACCGAUUCUUUUGAAACCUUCACCGGCCUUCCCCAAAACGACAUUCGCCGAGAUUGGACAUCGCUCGUCUCGCGCGGAAUAUAAUUUAGAAUUUGCUGGCCGUUUAUACAUCUCGCCAAAGUGGACGAUCGAGCCUUCCACGGAUUCUCCGGAAUUACGCGUCACACAACAAAAAUUUAUUUUUUUGGGUUGAUAAUUUUAACCAUUUGCAUACAUAAUGUGUCAAUACGUAUCUAAAAAUGAAUAUAAUACCUCCUAAAAAUAAACAAACACAUACACAUCACACAUAUCAGUACAAUAUUCUUACCUGGUGGUGAUGAUUAAUUAUUGCACUUUGGCGAGAAGAUAAUCUGAAAACGAAUUGAUGAAUCUUCAACGAUUUCAAGCGAGGCAAGAACGAAACAAAAUGGCUGAUAUUAUAAACACAAUAUAUAUUACAAUUAGCGUUUUCGAGUGAACGGAUUUUACUAUUUUACUAUAAAUUCAAAUCUUUUAUUGGCAGAGACAAUGCAAUGACGUCAUUAAUCAACCUUGAGUCGAUCAAAAUCCGUUCACUCGAAAAUGAUUGUACAUAGUAUUUAAA
This is a messenger RNA of Linepithema humile (Argentine ant), 1041 nucleotides long. The record is from RefSeq and is a predicted model, not a curated record. NCBI's taxonomy places the organism in Eukaryota, Metazoa, Arthropoda, Insecta, Hymenoptera, Formicidae.